Pyrus x bretschneideri (Chinese white pear) is the source of this 2069-nucleotide messenger RNA. RefSeq lists its product as uncharacterized. The coding region runs from base 903 to 1943 and encodes 346 amino acids. The transcript has 6 exons. Lineage: Eukaryota; Viridiplantae; Streptophyta; Magnoliopsida; Rosales; Rosaceae. The record is from RefSeq and is a predicted model, not a curated record.
GUCAAUACGAAAACAAGCAGCCCACCGACACCGGCAGCUUCAGCACCACACAAAAGCUAAAAGCAACUGCUCACUCAGCCCGUUUCUGCCAUUUUCUUCUGCAUAAACAUAUAAUUAUCACAGAGGGAGGAGCGUUGGUGCAGAUUGUCCAAGUCAAGCCAGUUCUAGAAAAGAAACGAGCCCUGAAAUAGGUGAAGGUGGGUUCCUUCACGUAAUUUAACAACCACACAAAAGCUAUAAGCAGCUGCUCACUUAGCUUGGUUUCUGCCAUUUUCUUCUGCAUAAACUUAUUAUUAUCACAGAGGGAGGAGCGCUGGUGAAAUGAAUUCCCCUUAUUGAAUCUCGUUUGGUCAAUUCUGAUUAAAGCACUCCAACCAACCCAACAAAUAUGAGACAGGUGGCACCAAAGAACCAUGGAAGCAUUCUCCUCUUUUAUUUCUUGUUUUCUUUUUAAUCAACUCAUUUUAUUGUAUCUUUGUGUUUUUGUUCCUCACGUUUCAAACUUCAAACAUCUUCAAUCUUUCUUUUCUCUCACAAACCAUCAUCUCCUUUCUCAAAAUGUAUCAUAAUGUUUUUAUGCCUACGAAAAAAGGUGUAUAUUUAGUUUUAAAUAUAUGAUCAUUUGAUUACUUACCACGUAAAUCGAUUUUCUAUUUUAAAUAUUUAGGAAUUGUAUUAUCUAAUUAAAGAAUUUAAAUAUUUUUAUCCAAAAGGGCAAAAUUAGUAUAAAAACAUUUAAUUAGAUUACUGAACUCACUCCUGAAAACAGCUUUUUUUUUUACCUAAAUCUAAAAGCACUUUAAAACUUAUUAUACAAUGAUGUCCUCAAGUGUAAUGUUAUUUUUCUAUUUGCUUCUUUACCGCAAGUGAGCAAAGUUUCGUACUUUCCAUCUUCUCAUAACAUGUUUAAGAGGAUCACAUUCAUCUUGUUGGUUGGAUUGCUGGCGUGGGCAUAUCAGGCCGCCCAACCACCACCUCCGAACAUCUGUGGUUCGCCUGGCGGUCCACCCGUCACAGCGCCUAGAAUAAGGCUAAGGGAUGGAAGAUUUUUGGCCUACAAGGAACAUGGUGUUCCAAAACAAGUGGCCAAGUACAAGAUUAUCUUUGUUCAUCCCUUCUUUAGUUCCCGACAUGAUCCAAUCAUUGCAACAGCCGUCUCUCCGGACGUUAUUGAAGAUUUAGGUGUGUACAUUGUGUCUUUCGACAGACCAGGGUACGGUGAAAGUGAUCCGGAUCCUAAGCGGACAACGAAGAGCUUGGCGUCAGAUAUAGAGGAGCUUGGUGAUCAGCUGGAACUCGGAUCCAAAUUUUAUGUGAUUGGAUACUCACUGGGAGGACAGGUCAUCUGGAAGUGUCUUCGGUACAUCCCUCAUAGGCUAGCUGGAGCAGCACUGAUCUCUCCGGUGAUCAACUACUGGUGGUCAGGACUUCCUGCCAACCUGUCAUCUUAUGCCUAUAAGAAGCAAGCUCCACAGGAUCAAUGGGCGCUUCGAGCUGCCCACUAUAUACCUUGGUUAACCUACUGGUGGAACACUCAGAAUUUCUUUCCUAAGCACCGCGCUUUAUCCGGGAAAGUAGAGAAUAUGUUUUCCCGCCAAGAUUGGGAAAACGUUAGGAAUGCAAAGGUUUCUGGAAGAGCAAAGCACAAGGAACAUGCCACGCAGCAAGGAGAAGCUGAGUCCAUCUUUCGCGACAUGGUAGUUGGAUUUGGGAGCUGGGAAUUUGAUCCUAUGGAUCUGCAGAACCCUUUUGCCAGCAACGAAGGCUCGGUCCAUCUGUGGCAGGGUGACGAAGAUAAGCUUGUCCCAGUUGAGCUGCAACGCUAUAUUGCCGAAAAGCUUCCAUGGAUUCACUACCAUGAGUUACCAGGUGGUGGACAUUUGUUGCCAGCUGCAGAUGAUAUGAGUGAAAUCAUUUUAAAGGCACUUCUAAUUAAAGAGUAGACCAUUGAUGUCGUCGAUACCGGGCAGCUCCAGAGAUGCUACAUUAUAUACAAAUUAUGUUCCAAGAGAAAUAUUUGUAACGUUACAAUUCAAAUAGGGGAAAUAAUGAGAGUCGAUUCGAAAUUA